UUGUCAUCCGUGCACAGGUAAAACAUAUCCGUCAACGAAGCUACCGCAUGGUGAGCGUAUUUGAUUCUUCACUCUAGAACAUUUCACUUUCUGAAGAGAAAAAGCUGCACAAAAGCGUGAAAAUGUUAAAAGUUAAUCUGAACAAGAAGUUAAACUCGGUUAAAGAAAAAAAUGGUGUUUCCCCAGCAUCUAAAGUUAUUCGCAAGACGAAAAAAGGGGCAUCAUGUGCAAAUACGGAGGAUGCAGUUGAAUCGAGAAUCAAGAUUAAAUCUGAAUUACAUUCAGAGUCUUUCAAAGUAAAAAGUGAACCUGCUGAAAGUAACAAGACUCGUAAUGGCACCAAAGUGGCAAAACAAAAACCGGCUAAAAAAGGCGCGACGGAUACAGUUGAAUCGGUAGUAAAGAUGGAAUCAGAGUCUGCCGAAAUUGAAACUAAAACUGGUGAAAGUAACGAAAUGAAUGACACCGAAGUGGAAGAGGAAACCCCGGCUAAAGAAGGCGCUAAGAAAUCGAAAGGCGAAGAGUCCACCAUUUUUAUAGCAAACCUUCCGACGACAAUGAAAAAGUCACAAAUUAAAACAUUGUUCAGCACGUACGGCGAUGUACAGACGGUGCGCAUUAGGAGGAACGAUGGGCUGCCUAUUUACCAUAGGAAAGAUCUAAAAAAUGUCCUUUCACUCAUUGCUUACGUGCGUUUCUCAACGAAGGAAGAAAUGGAAAAAGCGUGUGCGAUGAAUGGUCAGUUGGUAGGUGAAAAUCGCAUUCGCGUGUGUCCAGAAGGCAAGAAACAAAUCGGUAACAUCCAUUCUACGGUGUUCGUAGGUAACAUUAAACAAGGUACAACGGAAAAUGAGCUGUACGACUUUUUCAGACGGGUUGGCCCGAUGGAGUACGUCCGCUUGAUUGCAAAUAAGAAUUUCGCGUUCGUCUGCUUCAAGCAGCGCGUUUCUAUUAAAGAAGUGCUCAAACUCGACCAGCAACUCCUGAACGAUCGUCCACUUAGAAUACAGCGAAUGGAAAAAGAGCGCACCAAUGUAAAGCUUAACAAAAAGGGCAAUGUGGUUAAGCGUCGAAAGCUGCCAUUCAAUCCGAAGAAAAAGAAUGAUGGCGCUGCUACGGCUGACAAACGCAAAGAUGCUAAAGCGAAUGACGAUUUUCACGGCAAGCUGUCGGAAGCCAAGAAAAAAAAGAACUUUUUUAAAUCGGCCGGUGGUUCAGCACGCCAUACAAAAAUGUUAGCCAGUAAACUGAAGGCCGCCAUGCAGAAGUUGCACUAGAGACGCAUAAGGGUAUCGUAGCUGUUUCAGCACAAUAAACAUAAAAUGCCACUAUUGUCUUACACUUAAAA
Anopheles funestus (African malaria mosquito) is the source of this 1348-nucleotide messenger RNA. RefSeq names its product RNA-binding protein 34. Gene Ontology annotation, molecular function: mRNA binding. The record is from RefSeq and is a predicted model, not a curated record. The transcript is spliced from 3 exons. Bases 123 to 1277 code for a protein of 384 amino acids. Lineage: Eukaryota; Metazoa; Arthropoda; Insecta; Diptera; Culicidae. Gene Ontology annotation, cellular component: cytosol.